ACUCGGCCUCUAAGCUCCUGGAGUUGCUGCGUCCGCGCAGUCCGGAACUGCGGUGUGGCCCCAGCCGGGACAGAGAGGGUCCGUCGUAACCUGUUGAGUAACUAUGGAAGACUAUAUCAAAAUAGAGAAAAUUGGAGAAGGUACUUACGGUGUGGUGUAUAAGGGUAGACACAGAGUCACUGGCCAGAUAGUGGCCAUGAAGAAGAUCAGACUUGAAAGCGAGGAAGAAGGAGUGCCCAGUACUGCAAUUCGGGAAAUCUCUCUAUUAAAAGAACUUCGACAUCCAAAUAUAGUCAGCCUGCAGGAUGUGCUCAUGCAGGACUCCAGGCUGUAUCUCAUCUUUGAGUUCCUGUCCAUGGACCUCAAGAAGUACCUGGACUCCAUCCCUCCUGGGCAGUUCAUGGAUUCUUCACUCGUUAAGAGUUACUUACACCAAAUCCUCCAGGGAAUUGUGUUUUGCCACUCCCGGCGAGUUCUUCACAGAGACUUGAAACCUCAAAAUCUAUUGAUUGAUGACAAAGGAACAAUCAAACUGGCUGAUUUCGGCCUUGCCAGAGCGUUUGGAAUACCGAUACGAGUGUACACACACGAGGUAGUGACGCUGUGGUACCGAUCUCCAGAAGUGUUGCUGGGCUCGGCUCGUUACUCCACUCCGGUUGACAUCUGGAGUAUAGGGACCAUAUUUGCAGAACUGGCCACCAAGAAGCCGCUUUUCCACGGCGACUCAGAGAUUGACCAGCUCUUCAGGAUCUUCAGAGCUCUGGGCACUCCUAACAACGAAGUGUGGCCAGAAGUCGAGUCCCUGCAGGACUACAAGAACACCUUUCCCAAGUGGAAGCCGGGGAGCCUCGCAUCCCACGUCAAGAACCUGGACGAGAACGGCUUGGAUUUGCUCUCAAAAAUGCUAGUCUAUGAUCCUGCCAAACGAAUCUCUGGCAAAAUGGCCCUGAAGCACCCGUACUUUGAUGACUUGGACAAUCAGAUUAAGAAGAUGUAGCCCUCUGGAUGGAUGUCCCUGUCUGCUGGUCGUAGGGGAAGAUCGUGUUGUUUACCGUUGGCUCUCUUCCUGUCUUGUAUAGUUUUCUUUGUUUGUAAACUGUCAUCUGGACUUUUCUUAAUUUCCUACGUAUAACUUAAUUAACAUGUAAAUAUUAUUCCAUAUGAAUUUAAAUAUAAUUCUGUAUAUGUGCAGAUGUCACUGUGGUGGCUGUUAAUUACUAUAACACAAGUGUUAAUUACUACAACAUAAGACUUGAGUCUCCCUAGACUUCCCAGCAGCCAUUCCUGCAGCUCGGAGCACAGUUGAAGGAGCUGAGCUCAGGCCUCGUGAUGCUUUCAAGUGCCUCCGUGUUCUGGAUAUAUAUGAUUCCUGGUCAGUUUCUUGCCAUUUGGAAACUACAACCCACCUACGGACAGUGUUUUUCUACUUGUGCUUAAGCAGUUGGGAUGAGAAGGCCAAAGACCCGAGGAUGUCUAGAGUAAUGACCCCCAGAUGGAAGUGCACCAAAGCUGGCUGGGUUUCACAGCUAGAGAUCAGGGGCUGUCCAGAGCAGGACAGCUUAGAACAUUUAUGAAGACUCCCUAUUUUUAGGUUUGUUGUAAAGCUGUUGUCUAGUUGGAUUCCUGUGCUCUGCAUGGUCAGAGGUAGGUUAGAGGAUUUGCCUUGGCUUCUAAAUCCAAUUUGAAAACUGCUUAAAAUCUCCUGUCCUCUCUUAGCAGUGUCUAAAAAUGUCCUUGUCCAAAUAUUUAGCUGAGAUUCCUCACUUUGGAAAAGGAGCCGUAUCGCUGUGCUGCUUAGUGUAAUUCUUAGAAGCAGCCUGACUUAUCUGCUAGCAGUCAAAGGGAUGCCUGAGACGACUGCUCCUCUUAGAACUAAAGGCUGGGAUGCUUAAGUUUGUCUACUGUUUGGAGGAUCUCGGUAAGACUGAGCCCCUGUUCCUGUGGCCACCUCAGUUUACCAGUACCUCAGCCUCAGCCUCCUGCAUUUGCUGGAGUCAGGGAAGGUCCCCAGCCCUGAGCCCUGACGCUCCUGAUUGUAGAGACUGUCAGUUGGAGGUAAAACGUUCAUUGAAGUAGUCAGCAGCCACAUGCAUUUAGGGCACUCCAGUGUCAGAGACCAUCCUGGAGGUUUCUAACCCUGCCGCUGGCAGUCUACUCCCAAGACAGAUCAGUUAGAGUGGUCAGCAAACACCAACUGCUGCAGAAACCUGUGUUGGUGUGGUUCCCUGCUGCUGCUGGGAACUGGGCCCAAGACUAGAGAGCUUGGGGCUGCGGUUGAUCAUGGGUUCUGUUCCUGCAUUACACCUUGAAAUCCAAGCCUUCUAAUAUCUCCCUUCGGAUCAUAAGUUGUGAAUUUGGUCCUCCGCCCCCGCCAGGUUUUCUAUACUUGGGUUUGUCUUGCUGACAUUUUCAAGAGUCCUGACUAAGACGGUGAUUAGUGUGACAUGACUUGAGAACUACCGAUUUGAAGCACACUUGAAGUUAACAAAUUCUCUCAUGAUUAUACUUUUAACUUUUUAUAAGAUUGCUUGAGCUCACCCAGAUCUCUGUUGGGAAGUAACUGGGUAACAAAAGCCGUUGCACUGGUUUGACAGCUAACAACUGUUGGUACUUUGUAUUCAGAAGGAAUGAGGUAGCGAUUGAAUGGCUGGGGUGUUGUUUCCACAGUUUAUACACUAAAAAUUUGGGUAGCCAGGAGGUAGUGGCGCGCAAUCUUUAAUCUCAGCAGAGGCAGUCCUAUCUCUUGAGUUGGAGGCCAGCCUGCCUGAGUUCCAGACCAGCCAGGGCUACAGGAAGAAGUCUUAAAAAAAUUUUUUUUCCCUGUGGAUGUAAACCCAUGAGAAUGACUGCUGUAUCUAUCACUUUCUGUAUAAUAGAGGUUUCUUCCGCCGCAGCGCUCCAUUGGUCUCAGCCCCUCAUGUUGGGGGCGGGAAGGAGGGGCAAGCGUCCCCAAGCACAGGAAGGCCUGCUGAAGAGUUGGCGGCUUUGAGGGUUCAAAUCCUGCUUGGGUCUGAGGAGUCCCCCAAACGAUCUUGGACUGUAAAAACCUGCCAGGAACAAGCGCUAAGGGAUGGUUCUCAACCUGUGGGUCGCGACCCCCUGGGGAGUUGGACAGCCCUUUCCUGAGGAUCAGAACAAACAUCCUGCAUAUCAGAUAUUAACGUGGCAUUUCAUAACUGCAAACUUACAGUUAGGAAGUAGCAGUGACAAAGAAUUUUAUGGGUGGGGUGGGGUGGGGGCUCACCACCAUAUUAAAGGGUUACAGCAUUAGGAGGGUUGACAACAGAACCAUCGCACUGAGGGAAAGUGAGUUAGCACGAAGAGAUGAGCAUUUCCCAGAACACAGAAUAAGACACGUUUAACCAACAUCAGUCUGUAACCCCAGCGGACUGUGACAAGCUCUCACCCAUGCCGUGGAGCUCAGAACUAGCAUUGCACGCUUUUACCCCAUCUUUGGUUGCCUCACUCCCUUUGAGUAGUAAGUCCCUCUUCAAAGUAAUAGCCUCUAAACAGCCUGCUGCGCAUGCUCUAGUCCUUUGCUUUCCUCCACGGGUAGGCCACAGGCUUAAGCAGCAGUUGGAAAUGGAACUUGGGCUUUCUGGCUCCUGGUUUAGAAAACUCUUGAAAUGGACAAGAUUUAGUCCUAGGCAAGUUCUGUGUAGUCAGCAAUGGAAGCAAAGGGGGGUGGGGCAAACAUUCCAGUCAGGUGGAAUCUGAGCCCUUGAGAGUGUGAGGCAGGAGGAUCACUAGGCAGGAGUUCUCAACCAGCCUAGACGACAGCUUGGAACCCAUCGCACUCCACAAUGAGGACCCCUCAGCUUCUGAAGAGAGGAGAGCUGCUAGCUCUGAGAAGGGUGUAUAAAAUGGGCUUUUGGUUCCCAGACAUCAGACUUGAAGAGGCAACCGAGUAAGCCAGCUAUAGACUAAGUAAGAUUGUCGUACCUAGCCUACUCCUUGGGAGCUCAUUCUUCAGAGUAUGUUGAUGGAUGACCUAACGCCAUCUCAGAUGCUGGAGCAUUUUGCUGGAAAGGCUCUCAGCACUAGCGAGGCUGCCUCAAUGUAAUCCUGCCUCAGCCUGAGAACUGAUUAUGAGUUACCGUUUGGUACUUUAUGUAUUUUUCUCUCUUCCUAGUAACCAAGGACAAACCUGCUUCCUUCCAGCCACGUGGCAGACACUAGCUGUACUAAAGUAUUAUUACACACCGGUCCCCUGCUGCCAGAACAAAGAACUCAGCCUCGAGAAAUUUCUCCUAUUAUAUUUGGGAUCCAGCAUGUCCCAAGACAGGGACGACUCAAUAAUUUAAUGUGCCUAAUGGCACGGAAUAAAAGGAUUAUUCACAAACAGAAAA
Molecule: messenger RNA, 4349 nt
Organism: Mus musculus (house mouse)
Lineage: Eukaryota; Metazoa; Chordata; Mammalia; Rodentia; Muridae
Gene: Cdk1
Product: cyclin dependent kinase 1
Exons: 8
Coding region: 104-997 (297 amino acids)
Biological process (GO): regulation of heterochromatin organization; epithelial cell differentiation; protein-containing complex assembly
Cellular component (GO): midbody; cytoplasm; mitotic spindle
Molecular function (GO): histone kinase activity; protein serine kinase activity; cyclin binding
Source: RefSeq, marked validated